Messenger RNA from Ricinus communis (castor bean), 2219 nucleotides. Its product is annotated as calcium-dependent protein kinase 24. Bases 388 to 1989 code for a protein of 533 amino acids. The transcript is spliced from 8 exons. The record is from RefSeq and is a predicted model, not a curated record. Gene Ontology annotation, biological process: peptidyl-serine phosphorylation; protein autophosphorylation; intracellular signal transduction. Gene Ontology annotation, molecular function: calcium ion binding; calmodulin binding; ATP binding. NCBI's taxonomy places the organism in Eukaryota, Viridiplantae, Streptophyta, Magnoliopsida, Malpighiales, Euphorbiaceae. Gene Ontology annotation, cellular component: nucleus; cytoplasm.
UGGUGAAGCAGUCCGUGGCAAAAUAAUUAUUGCCAACCAUUAGCCAUUAAUUAGAUAAACGAAAACAGCAAAUAAAUGGCAUUAAAACAACCCUAAAAAAUUGGAAAAUAAAAAUAACCAAACGAUUAACCAACAAAACUACAUUUGUAACUACCAAUACGUUCCCUCUUUCUUCCCCAUAUUUAGUUUCUUCCUUCCUCUCCUAUCCUUUCUGUUAGGGUUUCCAUUUUCUCUCAAAAGAAGGAAAAGCAAAACAAAAGAAUUUCUCUCCCUUGCCAUUGCCAUGACAUGCUCAUAACACAAAAAAAAAAGGGAGAAGAAAAGGAAAAGAAAGGAGAAAAAAGAAAAACCCUAAUCACACAAAUAUAUAUAUAUAUAUAGCAUCCCAUGGGAGGCUGCAUUUCAGCACCUCUAAAGGCAGGUCGCAUUAUAUCCAGAAGGUUGCAUUAUGACAACAGAUCGAAACCCUUGGCAGAUAACAGCGCGGCUUCGCAGCCCUGUACUAAUUUCCAAGUUGGGAAUGUGCUUAAAAGUCCUGCAGGAAACAACAUAAGACAGAAAUAUGAGUUUGGCAAGGAAUUAGGCAGAGGAGAAUUUGGGGUGACAUACCGAUGUUUGCAUAAAGAAACAGGCGAAACAUACGCUUGUAAGACGAUUUCGAAGGCGAAAUUGAAGACGGAGAUUGAUGUGGAAGAUGUGAGAAGAGAGGUUGAGAUCAUGAGGCAUUUGCCUAAGCAUCCAAAUAUAGUUAGCUACAAGGAAGCUUAUGAAGAUAAAGAAGUCAUUUAUCUUGUAAUGGAACUUUGUGAGGGAGGGGAACUCUUUGACAGGAUUGUGGCUAAAGGGCAUUACACAGAACGUGCUGCUGCCAUGGUCACUAAGACCAUUUUGGAGAUUGUCAAGGUAUGUCAUAAACAUGGAGUCAUACACAGGGACCUAAAACCUGAAAAUUUCCUGUUCGCAGAUGUGCACGAGAACUCCCAGUUAAAGGCUAUUGACUUCGGCCUCUCCAUUUUCUUUCAACCUGGUCAGAGAUUCAGUGAAAUAGUUGGAAGUCCAUAUUACAUGGCUCCAGAGGUUCUGAGACGAAAUUAUGGACCAGAAGUGGAUGUGUGGAGUGCAGGUGUCAUCCUCUAUAUUCUGCUUUGUGGAGUUCCUCCUUUCUGGGCAGAAACUGAGGAAGGGAUUGCCCAUGCGAUUGUUGGAGGAAAAAUAGAUUUUACAAGGGACCCUUGGCCUAGGGUUUCUGAAGAAGCAAAAGACCUUGUCCAGAACAUGCUUGAUCAAAAUCCUUACAGCCGGUUGACGGUUCAAGAAGUACUUGAACACCCCUGGAUACACAAUGCAAGCGAUGUCCCUAAUGUGAACCUUGGAGAAAAUGUCAGAGCAAGGAUUAAGCAGUUUUCCUUGAUGAAUAAGUUCAAGAAGAGAGUUCUCAGGGUGGUAGCAGACAACUUGACAGAUGAGCAAGUAGAUGGGAUCAAACAGAUGUUCCAUAUGAUGGACACUGACAAUACUGGAGACUUGACAUUUGAAGAACUCAAAUCUGGCCUCCACAAAAUUGGACAUCCUGUUCCUGAUCCUGACGUCCGAACGUUAAUGGAUGCCGCAGACAUUGAUGGAAAUGGAACACUAAGCAUUGAGGAGUUCGUGGCAAUGUCUAUUCAUCUGAUAAAAAUUGGGAAUGACGAGCAUCUCUCCCAAGCUUUCAAAUUCUUCGACAAGAACCAAACAGGAUAUAUCGAGUUCGAGGAAUUGAGAGAUGCAAUGGUACAUGACAACUUAGGACCCAACUGUGAGGAGGUCAUCAAAGACAUCAUGUCUGAUGUCGAUCUUGACAAGGAUGGUCGAAUCAGUUUUGAUGAAUUCAAGGCAAUGAUGAAAAGUGGCAUGGACUGGAAGAUGGCUUCCCGUCAAUACUCUAGAGCAAUGUUAAACGCUUUGAGCAUGAAAUUGCUCAAAGACGGAUCUAUGCAGCUGAAAACAUAAAAACAUUUUUUCCUGAGGUCAACCUGAGAUUGUAAAAUAUGAUGUUUUGUUUCCUCGAACAACUUGAAAAAGAGAAAAAGAAUGAUACAUAUAACAUACAUAGGCAAUAUCCUGCAACCUUUUAGCUCGUGUAUGGUAGGUUCUCUCUCUUUUUUUUGGAUACUUUUGAUUGUGUUUUGAGAUUACAUUCUCAUCUUUUCAUGACUGAUUAGAGAAAGCUUUUCCAUGAA